GCUGCCCAAUCUGCGCUGCCGCUGUUCCCCUCCGCUCCCUGCGGCGGUGUCGUGUUGUCCCGGCAGGCUUCGCGCGGCGCGGCUGGGGCUCUGUCGGUAAGAUGGCGGCCGUGAGCCUGAGGCUCGGAGACUUAGUGUGGGGGAAGCUGGGCCGGUAUCCUCCAUGGCCAGGAAAGAUUGUUAAUCCACCUAAAGAUCUGAAGAAACCUCGUGGGAAAAAGUGCUUCUUUGUGAAGUUUUUUGGAACAGAAGAUCAUGCUUGGAUCAAAGUGGAGCAGCUAAAGCCUUAUCACCCUCACAAAGAGGAAAUGAUAAAGAUUAACAAGGGUAAGCGCUUCCAGCAAGCUGUGGAUGCUGUAGAGGAGUUUCUUAGAAAAACCAAAGGCAGGGACCAGGCAUCUUCCCAUAACUCCAAUGAAGAAAAGAAUCGGCAUAAUUCCAGUGAAGAAAGAGGCAAGCAGUCUGCUGGUGAAGAGAAACGCAAAGCCAGUUUCCCUGAAGGGAAGUUGAAGAAGGGCACAGGGGAAGGAAAAAAGAGGGUCUCUUCUGUCUCAUCAGAGAGAGGAUCAAAAUCACCUUUGAAAAGAGCCCAGGAUCAGAGCCCCCGAAAGCGGGGGCGUCCACCCAAGGAUGAGAAGGACCUCACAAUUCCAGAGUCAAGUACAGUGAAGAGAGUGAUGACUGGAACAGUGGCUGGAUUUAAAUGGCCACCAAGUGUCAGUGAGCCUGUGAAGGACAGUGAUCCACACUUCCAUCACUUCCUGCUGAGUCAGACAGAGAAGCCAGCUGUCUGCUAUCAAGCCAUUACAAAGAAGCUGAAAGUUUGUGAAGAGGAAACAGGAUCCACCUCCAUCCAGGCAGCAGACAGCACAGCAGUCAAUGGCAGUAUCACGCCUACAGACAAAAAGAUAGGAUUUCUAGGACUUGGCCUAAUGGGAAGUGGCAUUGUCUCCAACUUACUGAAGAUGGGUCACACUGUCACUGUCUGGAACCGGACUGCUGAGAAGUGUGAUUUGUUCAUCCAGGAGGGGGCACGGCUGGGAAGAACCCCCGCUGAAGUUGUCUCCACCUGUGACAUCACCUUUGCCUGUGUAUCAGAUCCAAAAGCAGCAAAGGAUCUGGUACUGGGUCCGAGUGGAGUGUUGCAGGGUAUUCGCCCAGGGAAGUGUUAUGUGGAUAUGUCCACCGUGGAUGCAGAUACAGUCACAGAGCUGGCCCAGGUGAUUGUGUCCCGGGGUGGUCGCUUUUUGGAAGCACCGGUCUCAGGAAAUCAGCAGCUAUCUAAUGAUGGGAUGCUUGUGAUCCUGGCAGCUGGUGACAGGGGUUUAUAUGAGGACUGCAGUAGCUGUUUCCAAGCGAUGGGGAAGACCUCAUUUUUUCUAGGUGAAGUAGGCAAUGCUGCCAAGAUGAUGCUGAUUGUCAACAUGGUCCAAGGCAGCUUCAUGGCAACGAUAGCAGAAGGACUGACUUUGGCUCAAGUGACUGGCCAGUCCCAACAGACCCUUCUGGAUAUCCUCAAUCAGGGACAACUUGCCAGCAUCUUCCUGGACCAGAAGUGCCAAAAUAUCUUGCAAGGAAACUUUAAACCUGAUUUCUACCUGAAAUACAUACAGAAGGAUCUUAGAUUAGCUAUUGCGCUGGGUGAUUCUGUCAACCACCCAACUCCAAUGGCAGCUGCUGCCAAUGAGGUCUAUAAACGAGCAAAAGCAUUGGACCAAUCAGACAACGACAUGUCUGCAGUGUACAGGGCCUACAUCCACUAGGCUACACCGUUCUUACUCUUAAUACUAUGAUUAUUGAUUAAUAUUAUUAUGAUACUGGGUUUUAACUCUGGACCAGUCCAUCUCUGUCUUUCCAUUUACUUUUAUAUACAGACUUUGAGAUCUGCCAUGGAGGCAGCUGCUGCAGUGAGCCUUCCCCUGGUGGCAGAAGUGGGGGGGAGGAAGGGGCUUGGAUUGUUGCAGUCUAAUUAGAAAAAUCCAUGCCAUGCACUGACAGUCAUGGAACAGAACAGUGGCGGCUUGUUCAGAAGCUCUGAGGCAACUCUGCCAGAAAUCUGCUGCUUGGCUGCUUUUAUUUUCCUCUUUGUAUGCUUGUCCAAAAUGCUGUUUCUAAUGAUCCCUUUUCUUCUUUGCCGUGAAAAUAAUGCGUGUAUUGGACUCUUUGUAUCUAGAGGACAGGUGACAUACUUCCCAUCUACCUAUGAAUAUCAGUAAAGUCCUUGGUCCCAAGUAAGGUGAGGAGCAUUCUUGUUAAUUGGCCACUGUUAGAGAACAAAGCACCUCCCAUGGAGGAGAAUGGCAGUUCAGAAGGUAAUGGGAUUGCACACUGUCUUGAUUCUGUUUCAUUUUAAACCUCCACCUCCCCAAAACGCUGAUGGAGGAAUUCUUUGUACAGUUAAGAACAGAUUACAUCCAUGUCUUCUCCUGUACAGACAGCUUUAGCUUAAGAAACACAAACCUUCAUGAAAAUGAGAGAAUGCCGGUGUUAAGUGAGCCUCCUAAAAGGCUAAUCACAGCUGCCCAUCCCAAAACCAGCAUUGAAUAUCAACACAUUUGCAUAGAAAAUUGCAAGAGUAACAUGUAGCCUAAAACUGAGGCAGAGAUACUCUGGGGAAGGAGCAAACCUUAGGGUUGCUCCUGGUCUUAGCUUAUGUUGUGUUGCUUCACUUGCUUUAUUCUUGUUUUUUUUAUCCUUGUAGACAGUAAUGAUGACAAAGGUGUCUUGGAUUACAGCAGUGUCACAGAGUGAUGAGUCUGAAAGGGGUGAAAAGAACAAUUAUAGAGCAAAGAGACUGGGAUUCCUGAGCUGCUUCCCACGCUCUCUGUCUGGCCUUUGCAUGGUCAUUAUAUCCCUUAGCCUGUUUGCCCAUCUGGAAAGGUGGGUGAUGAAUGCCUACCUCACAGGGAUGUUUUUGUGUACUGAUUUGUGAUCUUUAUACAUGUCAGGUUUUCCAUAUAUGUUCUUAGUGUUACUACUCUGGGCAUGACACUAGCACAGUGUGAAACUUUUUCCUGUGCCUGUGACUCUGUGGCCAGAUAGCAACUUCUAGAAAGACUAGGAAAUAAAAUGGGAGGCUAAGGCCACUCACUGCUGAGCUUCUAGCUUUCUAGACUAGAAAUAUGGGACUUUAACUGCAGAUGCCAAGGAUGGAGAGCAGAGAUGCUCUCUGUUGCUAGCAGAGUAACCCAGAGCCUGUCUCUCAAAAAAUUCACAGAGCAUGUUUGUUUUUUUUUUUUUUCCCUUUCCUCCCCAUUCACACUUGCUGUUCUCAGCAUUAGCCUUUUAGGAGGGUUCUUGCAUUUUAGACUUGAGAGUUAGUAAAAUGCCAGUAAGAAAUUUUAUUGGCCAAAAUCUCUUCAGUGGCACAGUCUCCUUUCUUGGGUUGGGAUUCUGACAGGAAAGAAAGCAGAUUCAAAUGAGACCAUGUUCCUUUAAACCUGUGAGGUCUGGCCCUCCUGCCAUCUUAUUUUUCUGGUAACUUCAUGGCUGUAUAAGGAAAUGUUCCUGUGGGUUAGGAUUUCUUACCAAUCCUGCUUUGUGCAGCAUGUGCAUAUGAUUCAGGGGCACCUUAUUAAGAAACAGAGAAAGUAUCAGAUACUUGUUAUGAAUCGUAACAUCUAACACCUAAUGCUGUAAAUGUUACUUGUUGACUGUUUCACUGCCUGUGAUCACCAUUAUCUGUGGGCUAAUAACUGUGUUACACAUUAUGUCCUCUGGUGAACAUCUAGUAGUAGAACUUACGCAUCAGUUUGCCCAUUUGUCAGUGGUAUGCGUGAACAAUACUAGUUAUACAUGUUUCUUAGAUAGUGCAACUGUCAUCCUGCAUGUAGAUAUCCAUAUUAAAGGCACAUAUAACUACUCAGGAUAACCAGCCAUUAGCCUGCUUUUGACACACUUGCGCUUCCCCUGUCCAGAAGAGCUCAGCUGUUAGCAUCAGAAGUCCUUGGUUAAACAUACUGCAGUUAAGAAAUCACUUAUGUGAAUUGUGUAUUGAGGACAUCUGGGGAAAUGGUGUUUUCGGGGGCAGGAGGUAAGUUUUAGGUCUUAUAGUCUAAGAAAUCUUUUGGGAGGAAAAGGAAGGUACUGUCCCUGGUCAAGAAUGAAACUCUGCUGAGCCAGUGCAGCAGCAUCCCUGCCCUGUCCCUGCAGAGGUCUUUUGGGCGAGAGUGAAGGUGAAUGGUUCUGAGCAAAGGGAAUGGAGGAUCUCCCUCUUCUUUACUUUGUGGUGCCUCUGGAUGGAGUGAGAGUACAAAAGGAGGUCUCAAGUCCCGUGACCUGUAUUUCAUAGUGAACUCAACUGUAUCUGUGAGCGGGAGAAACGCUCCCUAGCGCCCUGCUGCUGCAGGUUUUGUUUUCCAGAAAUACUGUAGUACUCAAAAUGGAUUUGAUUAUUUAUGUGGGAGUGGCAGGUGUAGACUACUUCAACACUGUAAUUUAUCCUGAGAAAGACUGACUGCAGCUUCCUGGUGAGGAAGGUGGAUGUGGGGUGGCUGGAAGGUGAAGUACACUCACUGGUGGGCCAGGUAGGAGCAGGAGGAGACUGAGGGCUCUGACGCGGAUAUGGAGUGAGGAGGGAGGAAACGGUGAAAACCCAAAUGCUUCAGAUGCCGUUUGAGAUGAACUCAUGUCAGUCUCGCUCAGAUUCUUGUAUUUAUGUCUGUAGCCUCUGAACAUGGAUCUUCAUCUGUUCUAUGCCUGAGAUUUGGGGGAGAUAAAAGGGCGAGGGUGAGAAGCUCUAAUAAAACUGGCUACUCAGUGUUGUCUUAAUAUUGUUGAGAAUUCUGUAAAGUUCCUUUUAUGAGGAUUUCUGUUUUGGCAGUUUGCUUUUUUUGACUCCCUCCUUUUUAAAGAGAAAAUGUGACACUUGUGAAAAGCUUGUAAGAAAAACAUUUUUUUCCUAAAUGAUAGAUCCUAUAGUUAAUUAAGGUUGUGAAUUUUUAUUUUUUUGCGUUGUUUUUAAUUAAUGUUUGUCAUUCAGAAUAGGAUGUGUGAAAAUGUUUAAAUGGCAAAACAAAAUUUUUUUUUGUGCAAUUAACAAAGCUACUGGCAAAAAGAAUAAAACCUUUCUUGGUAACACGA
Molecule: messenger RNA, 5082 nt
Organism: Pezoporus flaviventris
Lineage: Eukaryota; Metazoa; Chordata; Aves; Psittaciformes; Psittacidae
Gene: GLYR1
Product: glyoxylate reductase 1 homolog
Exons: 16
Coding region: 102-1763 (553 amino acids)
Cellular component (GO): RAVE complex
Molecular function (GO): NAD binding; NADP binding; oxidoreductase activity, acting on the CH-OH group of donors, NAD or NADP as acceptor
Source: RefSeq, a predicted model, not a curated record